This is a messenger RNA of Punica granatum (pomegranate), 2106 nucleotides long. The record is from RefSeq and is a predicted model, not a curated record. NCBI's taxonomy places the organism in Eukaryota, Viridiplantae, Streptophyta, Magnoliopsida, Myrtales, Lythraceae.
GGGCGCACGUUAGCCUCACACUCUCGCCCCCCCUCUCUCUCUACAACACGCCUGCAGGCAGGGCUGCUGCUAUCUCAUUCCAUCGCCACGUUGAAGUUGAAGAGCUCUGAGCUUUUUGAGUCGGUUCCUUCCUCCCUCUCUCUCUUCAGGGAACAGCGAGCGAUGGCGAUGGAGACCGAUGGUUUCCAAUUGUUUACUUCUCGAUAGAUCCACUAAUCGGCCUCCGAAGUUUACUCUCUCUCGUUGGUUGUUCUCUCCCCAACUCUCUCCGUUCACUCCGCCGCUCCACUGUCGCAGCUCUCCAGUAGUUGAAGGUUCUUGUUAAGUUGAUCUGGAGAAAGAGUCGUUAUGGGUGUCUCUGGAAAAUGGAUUAAAGCCUUGGUUGGUUUCAAAAAGUCAGAAAAGUCACCUUCUUCCACCAAGGAUGAUAAUAAUAAUGCGGGAAACAAGUUUCGGUAUUGGAGAAAGCAUUCCGUCGAGAUUGAAAAUAAUUUUGCAGCUGAGUUUGAUUGCAAUGCUGCUGCUCACGUUGAAGAAGUGAAUACCUCUUUUGCUGUUGGCACUCCUAGUUCAUUUCAAGUACAGGAAGCAAGUCAUAGCCAACAAACUUUGAGAGAAGAGUGGGCUGCAACACGUAUCCAGACAGCAUUCCGAGGAUUCCUGGCUAGAAGAGCACUGAAGGCUUUGAAAGGAUUGGUAAGGCUUCAAGCCCUUGUUAGGGGCCACGCUGUCAGAAAGCAAGCUGCAAUUACUUUACGGUGUAUGCAAGCUCUAGUGAGAGUUCAAGCUCGAGUCCGAGCAAGGCGUGUACGCUUGGCACUGGAAAGCGAAACAGCACAGCAGAAAGUUCAGCAACAACUUGCAAAUGAUGCUCGUGUUCGGGAAAUUGAAGAGGGUUGGUGUGACAGCAUAGGAUCUGUUGAACAAAUUCAAUCCAAAUUACUGAAAAGGCAAGAGGCUGCAGCUAAGCGUGAGAGAGCAAUGGCGUAUGCUCUGGCCCAUCAGUGGCAAGCAGGUUCAAGGCUGCAGGCUGCCCCUGCAGGGUUUGAACCCGAUAAGAACAGCUGGGGCUGGAACUGGUUGGAGCGGUGGAUGGCUGUUCGCCCAUGGGAAAACCGCUUUCUCGAUAUUAAUCUCAGAGAAGGAGUGAUGAUUCGGGAAAAUGGAUUUGCUGAGGGUAACCAUAAUGGCACCAGACCUAAUACAAAAGCUUCAGGAAAAAAAGUGGUUUCAGUGAAUGUUUCAAAAACAGGUCCUACUCAGUCUGAUGGUUGCAGUUCUUCUCCUGGUGAUUCGGGUACAACGUUGGAGGCGAACCAAUCAGCCCUAAACAAACCAAAGACUAAGCCAUCUGUUGAUAUUGCUGCAGAAGAAAUCAAUUCUAGACCCGGUAUUGCUUCGAGAUCAAAAAGCAAUCCCAAGGAGAGAUCAAACCAAUCUGAUAAACAGGCGAAGAAGCGGCUGUCUUUGCCCAACACUGGUGGAGGUGGUGAUGGUGGUGGUGGUUCUCAAACAAAACGAACUCAGGGACGAACCUCUGUUAAAGGGACACCAGACUCUCAAAAGCCACUGAGGGACAGACAGAAAGCUAACUCGAGAGGCGAUGCGAACCCUCCAAAGUCCGUCCCACAGGUAGUCUAAGGAUUCCCGGGAACCGGAGAGCUGUAUAUAAAAUUUCCUCCGUUGAUGAGGGGGGAGAUGCCACCAACGAGUGGAAGAGAUUCAAAAGCAAAAGGGGCUGAUUUAUAAAAGUCGUGGCAAUAAGCAGUCGCGGCAGUUUCAUCAUCGUAUGUCUGGUAAAAUCGUAUUUGGUUUGUAAUUUACGUGAUGUAACUUACCACGAGACCAGACAUGUAAAGUGUUUCUUCGAAGCAUGUUGUUGGGUUUGUUGUAGUUUGGUAUCUUCCGUUCCAUUAGCUCUCUGUUGGUUGAGAGAUGGGCAGUGGGCGGUGGGCACGAAUUGAUGCUCUCAAUUACUGUCAACAAUCCAACAAAAAGAAAAGAGAGGAGAGAGAGAAGGGAGGGGUGGUGGUGGUGUUAUGUUGGGGGGAAGGACUAAUGAUUUCUCACUUGAUUUCUGGAAUUACAAAAUCUGAUUUUGCGGGA